AUGUCGCAGCCACCGUUAGGAUUUGGUUGGUUUAACCAACCGGCCCAACAAAACCCUCCUGCGAUGGAGUUAAACCCCUGGGCACAACCACCACAAGCCUCAGCGCCUUACAGCAUGCCUUACGGUCAGCCGCCCCCUUACGCGACGCCAACAGGGACACCGUGGCAGCAACCUGCGUAUUCGACCGGAUUUGCUCAGUAUCCUGCGUUCAGUUCCUCCCAGCAACCACAAACCGUCGGAGGAGGCACCAUUGGUUUCGAUCUCAUGGCAUCGGUCCCAUCACAAGUGCCAUCUGCUCCUAUCCCCUCCCCAUCCAGAUACCCGAUUCCAGAGCCAUCCGAUCCUCCCAGGCCUCAUCAAGUUCCAGUAACCGUUGAUAUGAGCCAACUGAAGGAAAAACAAAUCCUCGACUCCGACAAACCAGAAGACAGUCCGAACACUGUUUCCGUUCAGAAGGAAGUUGUCAGCGUUCCGGUCGAUAGGCCGAAAUCGCCUUCUUCUGAAGACGACGAGCAUUACCGUUCCACGCGUUAUAAGGAAGGCUUGAAGAAUAUGGCAAACCUGAUGGACGAUGUCGAACUAAAUGAGGAAGUACUGCGUACGGUCAAAAGUCGAUUUGAUCUUGGCUGA
Dicrocoelium dendriticum is the source of this 630-nucleotide messenger RNA. Lineage: Eukaryota; Metazoa; Platyhelminthes; Trematoda; Plagiorchiida; Dicrocoeliidae. The record is from the annotation of a GenBank genome assembly.